Messenger RNA from Mycosarcoma maydis (corn smut), 897 nucleotides. RefSeq lists its product as uncharacterized. The transcript has a single exon. NCBI's taxonomy places the organism in Eukaryota, Fungi, Basidiomycota, Ustilaginomycetes, Ustilaginales. Bases 1 to 897 code for a protein of 298 amino acids. Gene Ontology annotation, biological process: defense response to fungus; defense response to bacterium. The record is from RefSeq and is a predicted model, not a curated record.
AUGCUCGCUUCCAACGUCCUCGCUCUCGCUCUCGCCGUCGCCGGCGCCUCGGCCGCCCCCAUCGUCAAGCGAUCCAGCGGCCAGGCCACCUACUACGCUGCCGGUCUCGGUGCUUGUGGUUGGACCAACUCCGGCUCGGACUUCAUUGUUGCCAUGAACGCUCCUGAGUGGAACGGUGGAUCCAACUGCGGUAAGACCGUCACCAUCACCAACACCCAGAACGGCAACACCCAGCAGGCUCAGAUUGUCGACCUUUGCCCUGGUUGCUCGUGGGGCUCGCUCGACAUGUCGACCAGCCUCUUCUCUGCCCUCAACAACGGCAACAUGGACGCUGGUGUCUUCCCCAUCUCGUGGUCGUUCGGCUCGGGCGCCCCCGCCCAGCAGAACAACCAGCAGCAGCACAAGGAGCAGGAGCAGCAGAAGGCCACUUCUACCCAGGCUCCCCCCCAGGCUGUCUACACCAAGGCCUACACUCCCUCGGCUACCCCCACCCCCAAGUCGGUGACCUACUCGGCUCCCGCCCCUACCUCUGUCACUUCGGCCGCUCCCCAGCCUGCCUCGAACACCAACUCUAAGACCGUCGUCUCCACCCCGGAAUGGUGGGCUAACGUUGACAACGCCUGCGGUGUUCAGCUCGACCGCGCCUCGCUCCCCAUCGCCAUCAGUGCCUCGUCGCUCCUCUCGGCUGACAAGCUCGGUGACGCUUGCGGCAAGUGGAUCCAGAUCAAGAACAACCAGAACGGCAAGGAGCUCUCUGUCCAGGUCGUCAACUACUACAACGGCCCUGAGGGUGAGGUUGCUCUCGGUGAGGCUUACAAGCGCCUCGCUAACAACUACGAGAACCCCGAGUCGAUCGAGUCGGUCACCUGGGGCUUCAUCGACGGCCAGGGUCUCUAA